AUGGUGAGAAUCGGUGAUUUGUCUGAUGAAUUACUGGUUAAGAUAUUAACAUUUCUUCCAACAAAAGCUGCUAUCUCCACAAGCAUUUUGUCGAAAAAAUGGGAGUUUCUUUGGAUGUGGUUACCUAAGCUCGAGUACAGUGACUAUCGUAUCAAAGCUGAACCUCAUGUAUCAUUGCCAAGGAGUUUGUAUACAUGCAGUUCCCUCACGACUCUGAAACUUCAAGGGAAGAGCAUUCUUGUGGAUGUUCCUCCAACUGUUUGUCUCCCUUCCUUGAAGACCUUGGAACUUCAAUGUGUGACAUACGUUAAUGAAGACUCUCUCCAUCUGCUUAUAUCCAAAUGCCCUGUUCUUGAAGAUCUGGUUAUUAAAGAGGGUGGGAAUGUGAGAGCGAUAGUCGUUAAAGCUCCAUCUUUGCAGAGGUUAGUCUUGGUGAUAGGUGAGAGAUGUUCUUCUGACGGGUUUGUGAUAGUGACACCUUCUUUGAAGUAUUUCAAAGUUGAGGAUAAGAGAGAUAACCCCUCCUGUUUGAUUGAGCCUAUGCCAAAGCUGGAAGAGGCAGAUAUUGAUGUUUUGCUAGAUAUUGAGAAGAUUCUCAAAUCUGUCAAAUCGGCCAAACGUCUUUCAUUACGCCCAAUGUUUUAUAGUGCAGAAGAGUCUAUGUAUGGUGCUGGUAUUGUAUUCAGUCAGCUUGAACAUUUGAAGAUAUGUAUAUUCAGCAAGAAUUGGUCGAAGAUGCUUCUUUGGUUGCUCAGAAAUUCUCCUAAACUGCGAGUCCUCAAUCUCUAUGUCGAUAGAGAUCCAUACUUUGAUCCGCAUGAAACGGUUAAGUUGAAGAAGAAACGGACGAAUAAACGGAGUUCUGUUCCUCAAUGUUUGUUGAGCAGUCUGGGAACUUUUGAGUUUGUAGGCUUCAUGGGAAGACAAGAAGAAAGAGAGUUCGUGAGUUUCGUCUUGGAACACGCUUCUUGCUUGAAGUCUACAUCAAUCAUUGAUCGUUCAACACAAUUAGGUUAUACUUAUAGAGACCGAACGUUUAACCCAGGCCGAAUCGCAUAG
This is a messenger RNA of Microthlaspi erraticum, 1059 nucleotides long. NCBI's taxonomy places the organism in Eukaryota, Viridiplantae, Streptophyta, Magnoliopsida, Brassicales, Brassicaceae. The record is from the annotation of a GenBank genome assembly.